AUGAGCUCCGCAGACGGAGAGAACGACGUCAGCCGUGGCAGCGACGAUGUGCAUGUGGAACAGGUCAACGGAGCGCUGGAGGACGGCGCACCGCUCCCGGGAAGGCCAGACAGCGAAUUGAAGCACAUUCUGGCCGAAGAGAAGGAAAACCUGCUGGCGGACCAGAACGCAGGCAGCAAUGGCACCACCUUCCACGGCGCAUACGCAAAGGCCAAACAACAGCAGGAUGUGGCCCCCGAGAGCCCGCCUGCUUCACUGCCCGAUCGCACGGCUUCAUAUGAACACGCAAGCCCUGACGGCUCGGUUUCGACGCCUGAUGACACCCCGUCCGUGCAAGGAUCUGGCCUCACCUCCCCCGCCAGCAGUACCCCCGUUUCAUUUGCAUCUUUUGCCCGCCCCCAGCGGCCCGCCUCUCUUCAACCUUUUGAGCGCCGGUUCUCCUCUAGGAUUUCGCCCUCGCCGUUAGGCUCGCCCAGGGCUGAUUCGCCCGGUUUCCUGUCGCCUCGAUCUAGACAGUCCUCUGUCUCCAGCCCCGCGUUCUUGAAUCAAGAUGACACCGACACCCCGCAGCCUCCUUGGGAAGUAGUGAGGUGGACGAAGCUGAAGAAAAUAACGGGUCAAGCUUUUUCGGAGAUAGGAAAACGCAACUUCGGGAAGCCAACAUGCCUUGCUGUCGCGGCAUCAAUCGCCGUCGGGACCUCCAAGGGUUUGAUUUUGGUUUUUGACUAUCACCAAACCCUCAAAUCGAUUGUUGGUCCUGGCACGAAAGCGGUUGAAUCCGGCAGCAUAACUUCCCUGGCUUUCUCAGCUGACCACACCACAAUUGCCGGCGGCCAUGCUUCGGGGAAUAUCUUCACAUGGGAACUGGCUAGACCAGCGAAACCAUUUUUGCACAUAACACCUCUCGACAAGCGACAACUGGAAAACCGGCAAGCGGACGGACAUGUCCCGGACACGGCGGUUCUGCAUCUUGGAUUCCUCGGCACACGCCAUACGGCUCUAGUUUCCGCUGAUGAAGGCGGCAUGGCAUUCUCCCAUCUGGCAACCAGGGGUCUUGGUGCAGUCGGUAGGACGGUCAAGACAGCCCGCAUCCUUGGAAGGUACCCCCCUCUGGCUCAUGAAAUGGACCAACCACGAAAACCGAGCUCUGUUCUGGCGUUCUCGCCUCUUCCCCUUGGCAACGUCGAGCAGCCGACAGAUGGCUUGGGUUUAACAGCACUCCUGACUCCAUAUCUCCUGGUAGUUGUGUCUACAACGCCGAUCGCAGAGACGCAGCAUAAGGCGACAAGGCCGAAAGAAAUUGCUCCGCACAGCGCUUUGAGUGGCUGUCUCGCUUGGUUCCCCGCAGUAAAACUGAAAGGAACGGGUGGUGAACAGCCGCAGGCCGUGUCUAAGACGAAGCUAGUAUAUUGCUGGUCAAACAUCCUGACUGUGCUGGACGUUGACGCACACGAUACGCCGGAGAAAGACAAACCACCGAAUCUCCAUUUCCGAACGCGCAGCAGAUGGCGGACUGAAGAAGCCAUAGUAGCGGUGCAGUGGCUCAGUAGAUCAGUUCUGGGGGUGCUAACGAUAAGUCAGCGGCUGAUCAUCUUGGAGGACAACAGCCUCAGAAUGACAGACUCAUUUGACUUGCUACAGAAGCACAUCUAUCACCGGGACCUGUUCUCACGCCAACUGCAUCCUGUCGUCGAGCAGCACGACGAAAUGGACGAGUCGAUGCACGGCGUGGUGGCCGACGCUUUCUACAUGGCAUUCCGAGCUUACAAGGGACGACUGUUUCUCCUCGGUUUCAACGACGUCUCCAUCGGCACGCUGUCCAACUGGGCCGACCGACUCUUGGCGCUCAUGGAAGAGGGUGACUACAUCGCCUCGAUCGAGCUCGCUACUUCAUACUACAACGGAGACGCCGACAAACUGACAGUGGGGCUACCCAGUGAUGAUGUGGCCAGGCAUGCUCUUGUGCAGGAAAAGCUUGUAGAGAUGAUCUCUGCCUCGUUGAAGUUCACAUUUUCCCGUAACAAGGACCAGCAAGACAAGGAGGCAUCGCAUCCGCGGCUGCUAGCACUUGCAUCUGUCAGCUUUUCCGCUUGCUUGAGCAUGCAAGAGCUGGAAUUUUUGUUCGAAGAUGUAUACGAAGCUUUCCAAAACGCCUCAUCGGAGAGUGCGUUCUUCGACGUCCUAGAGCCCUACAUUGUCGACGAGGAGAUUCCAUCGCUACCACCACACGUUCUCAAGGAUCUCAUCACGUACUACGCUUCUCAAGGCCGAGCAGAGCGGCUUGAAGAAAUGAUCUGCAGAUUGGAAACCUCCACGAUUGAUAUUAAUCAGGUGACAAUACUCUGCAAGCAGUACAGUCUCUACGAUGCCCUAGUCUACGUGUGGACCCAGGCCGUACGCGAUUACAUCACCCCUCUUAUUGAUCUCUUUUCAAUAGUCAAGAAGUUGUUGGCGAAUGCCGAUGCAGACGGGACUGCAGGAGAGCAAGACAUGGACUCUGCGAUGAAACUUUUUCCAUACCUUUCUUUUACGUUGACAGGUAGGAUUUACCCGAACGGCCUACCGAUGGUAGAACAAGACGCAGAUGAGGCGAAAGCGGCAUUAUACUCGUACAUCUUUUCUGGAAAACUUGUCGAAUGGCCAAGAGGAAGCGGCGAGAUCUUUUGUCCACCGACAGACGAUCAAUCCACCGAUUCGUUUCCUUAUCUGCGAAUGAUCUUGAAAUUUGAUGCAGCAAGCUUCAUGAGCAUGCUGAACGAGGCUUUUGAGGAUAGUUACCUGAACGGAGACCACGCAUCUACUCCAAAUGGUAUGACGAACGGGACGUCAAGGGAACGAUCCCCUGCGUGGAGACCGACGCGUCAAUACAUCCUUAAUAUCCUGCUUGGCGUCAUGUCGGAUGGACAAUUCGAACCGGAGGAUACGAUCUACUUCAACAUGUUUGUUGCGCGAAACCUUCCGAAAUUUCCCCAGUACAUCAUUCUCCCUGGAAGCGCGCUGCACAAACUUGUCGAAGGCCUGUGCGAGUACCCGUCGGACGAAGUUGCAGAUGAUUGUCAACUGAGCGUCGAGUAUCUUCUUUCGGUCUACCAUCCCCCCGACAUCGAAUCGUUGGUGCCGCUCUUCGAGCGCGCUGGCUUCCACCGCGUGCUAAAGUUCGUCUUCAGCGGCGCAAAGCAAUACCCGCGUCUGCUCGAGGCCUACUUCAACGACACUGAAGACAAAGCUGCCAUCUUCGAUUGCAUCAGAGACAUACUUCGACCCAACAAAGGCCUAAACAAAAAGCAGGUGGCCGAAGUUCACGCUGUCAUUUCAGCACACGCAUUUGAACUCGCCAGCAUCGACGCUGCACAGACGGCAAGAACUCUUAGAGUCAAUGCGCCAUCGCUAUUGAGGGAUGCUUCGGACGCACUGGACGCGGAUUCAUACGUGCAGUUUCUCUUCCUUCGAGCACUGCUGGAAGCAAAUGGUCAGGUCAAGGCCGCCCAGCCGGACCUACCGCUGGAAGUCAUGACGAAUUUCACGGAGCGCUACGUGCAAUUGAUGUGCAAGUUCGAUCCAGGGCAUGUCGCCGACUACGUUGGAGUCCUUCGUUCGGGCAACCUCCGUUUAGAUCAUGUUCUGCCGGCCAUGGAGGAGAGCGGAGUGAUCGACGCGGCAGUCGUGCUGAUGGCUCAAGGCGGUCUUGUUCGGCACGCAAUGGAUAGACUGGUCAAGCACGUGGGAACGCUCGAGACCGCCCUGGUCAGCUUGCUCGACGCCGCGGCCGAGAGCCCCGACACAGCGAACACGGAGGAAACGGCGGCCGACCUUCUAGAAGCCGUACAAAAGUACACCAAGAUUGGCAUCUGGCUGUGCCAAGGCCAAACCAAAGCCAAGCAGACGACGGGAAAGCCACAAGCGGAGCGGAGGGAGAGCGGCGACGGCGAAUCGGAGCAGCAUCUCGAGUCGGAUGAACUGCUCUGGCUCGAUCUCAUCGACGUCACGGUCACUAUGACGCGCGCCGUGUCGCUCGCCGCGUCGCAGCUGGCGGCUAAAUCCCACGACGGCGCGCCCCCGAUCGACACGACGAAGAUCACGACCAGCCUGCGGGCCGACGUGCAGCAAACCUUUUCCGCGCUGUUGGCGUCGAUGGCCGCGGGACCGGCAACCAAGGCGGCGGCACAGCAGCAGCAGCAGCAGCAGCAAGGAGUAGCCACGGCAGGAAGCAGCAACGACGCCAGCGCCCGUCCUGCACCGCCAUCCCGCAGCGCCACAGCCGCGCAUCAGCCCUCUGCUUCGUUCCUGCGGAUCCUGCGUGCCUUCUUGGCACGCGCGGCGCGUUCCUCGCCCUCGCUGUCCGACCUGCGCGCCGUGCUCGCCGACAUUUUCGCAGCUUACGCGUUCGAGGAAGCACUGCUAGGCCUUGCGACACGGUUCCUAGAGGCGGACGUGUUCGCGCGCGUCGACGAAGUGCAACAGCUGCGUGAGCGCGGCUGGCGGCCCAAGGGCCAGGCGUGCGCGGGCUGCAGUGGGCGGGUGUGGGGGCCAGGCGCAGGCGGCGGCGUGUGGGAGGCUUGGGAGCGGCGACAGGAGCGCGAGCGCCGCGCCGUUGGGCGCAAGCGCAGCCUGCGCGGGGAUGGGGACGAGGCGAGUAAACUACGGAAGGGGAAGGGACGGGACACGGCCAAGGAGGUCGACAGCCCAGAUUCCCCGGAUGGCGCGCAUGCACAGGCGCAGCUGCUGCAGCUGGAUCAGCUGGUUGUGUUUGCGUGCCGGCAUCUUUGGCAUCGGGGGUGCGUGGAACGGGCGCAGCCCGAGCCGGGUCGUGGUGGUGAGGAGGCGGUGGCGGCGGGUGCGCCGGAGCGCGAGUUCACGUGUCCGUUGUGUGGGUAG
Aplosporella prunicola CBS 121167 is the source of this 4875-nucleotide messenger RNA. RefSeq lists its product as uncharacterized. Gene Ontology annotation, biological process: endosomal vesicle fusion; protein targeting to vacuole. Gene Ontology annotation, molecular function: protein binding. The record is from RefSeq and is a predicted model, not a curated record. The transcript is spliced from 3 exons. Gene Ontology annotation, cellular component: HOPS complex; late endosome. Bases 1 to 4875 code for a protein of 1624 amino acids. NCBI's taxonomy places the organism in Eukaryota, Fungi, Ascomycota, Dothideomycetes, Botryosphaeriales, Aplosporellaceae.